AUGAACCGGAGUUUCCACAAGUCUCAGACCCUGCGCUUCUACGACUGCAGCGCGGUGGAAGUCAAGAGCAAGUUUGGGGCUGAAUUCCGGAGAUUCUCCCUGGACCGGCACCGACCAGGCCGGUUUGAGGACUUCUACCAGCUGGUGGUACAUACCCACCAACUUGCCAGUGCCGACGUGACCCUGGGCUACGCGGAUGUGCAUGGGGACCUGUUGCCCAUCAAUAAUGAUGACAACUUCUGCAAGGCAGUGUCCAGCGCUUGCCCUCUGCUGCGUGUCUUUGUCCAGAAGCGAGAAGAGGCAGAUGGCUGCAGCUUCGGGGCAGGCGCACUGUCCAGGAAGAGGCGCAUGCUGGCCGCUCUGCGAGAGGAGGGCCUGCGCCGCCGCACGCCCCCUGCCAUCGGCCUGCCGCGCGACUUCCGACCUGUGUCCUCCAUCAUCGACGUGGACAUCCUGCCCGAAACACACCGCAGGGUGAGACUGUACCGGCAUGGCUGCGAGAAGCCACUGGGCUUCUACAUCCGGGAUGGCACCAGCGUGCGGGUGACCGCGCAGGGCCUAGAGAAGGUCCCGGGCAUCUUCAUCUCACGCAUGGUGCCUGGUGGUCUCGCUGAGAGCACUGGGUUGCUGGCUGUCAACGACGAGGUGCUGGAGGUGAAUGGCAUCGAGGUGGCAGGCAAGACGCUGGACCAGGCCACAGACAUGAUGAUCGCCAACAGCCACAACCUCAUCAUCACCGUCAAGCCAGCCAACCAGCGCAACAAUGUGGUACGCAGCAGUCGCACAUCCGGCAGCUCCGGCCAGUCCACUGACAGCACGGCCAGCCCGCAUAGCCUGCCCCCGGCGCACGUGCUACAGAACUUUCACCCGGACGAGAUGGAGAGUGACGAGGAGGCGGACAUUGUCAUUGAGGGCGCACUGGAGCCCCCACCCACACCCCGGACACAGCUAGGCAGCCUGACCCGUGUCAACGGCACUGGCCUGGCCCAGCGGCUGACCAGAGACCUCGCCCUCUGCAGCUCGGGUCGUGAAGCCAAUGGCAGCAUCCACAGACUGUUGAGCUCCCUUAAAGCUGACCCCCGGCACAGUCUGGCGCUGCCUCCAGGGGGUGUGGAGGAGCAUGGGCCUGCAGUCACUCUCUAG
Molecule: messenger RNA, 1143 nt
Organism: Elephantulus edwardii (Cape elephant shrew)
Lineage: Eukaryota; Metazoa; Chordata; Mammalia; Macroscelidea; Macroscelididae
Gene: PARD6G
Product: par-6 family cell polarity regulator gamma
Exons: 3
Coding region: 1-1143 (380 amino acids)
Biological process (GO): establishment or maintenance of cell polarity; regulation of cellular localization; centrosome cycle
Cellular component (GO): nucleus; apical plasma membrane; cell cortex
Molecular function (GO): protein kinase C binding
Source: RefSeq, a predicted model, not a curated record